Molecule: messenger RNA, 7140 nt
Organism: Neocloeon triangulifer
Lineage: Eukaryota; Metazoa; Arthropoda; Insecta; Ephemeroptera; Baetidae
Gene: skd
Product: mediator of RNA polymerase II transcription subunit 13-like
Exons: 23
Coding region: 143-6703 (2186 amino acids)
Biological process (GO): regulation of transcription by RNA polymerase II
Cellular component (GO): mediator complex
Molecular function (GO): transcription coregulator activity
Source: RefSeq, a predicted model, not a curated record
CAUUGGCCGCCAUAUUGCAGUCGCCAUUGACUCAGUGAAACUCACGGCUAAAUGUAAAGGGAUUGCACUGUAUUUUCGGGUGAAUUCGGCACGUUUUUCGUGUGGAUGUUGGAUAAAAGUGUAGCAAGAUGCCUGGUUUACAAUGACGCAUCCCAAUCAUCAAACAAACGGGGCCAGUUUGGAGGAUUGUCACACGAAUUUCUUCGCACUGACCGAUUUAUGUGGCAUCAAAUGGCGUAAGCUGUUGUACACUGAGAGCACCCAGUAUGCCUCGACGUCGUCGGACCCGCUGGAAGACCCAGUGCUCUCAUCCUUCUCGAAAUGCCUGGCCGCUGACAUUCUCUGUGUGUGGCGGCGUGUGCAGAUGCCGCAACCUCAGCCCUCAGCGUCUAUGGCCUCCGCAAACAAUCCCUUCAUGAUGGACCCAAUGCAGGCGGUCGCCAUGGGCGGGGGCUUUCAUCAAAUGCGGCAGCCGGUGGCGCCCAUGAUGCCUCAGACGGCAAAUUCGCAGUCUGCCGACCCCAACACCACCCUUUCACUGCACUCGAGCAAAGAGCUCUGGAUCUUUUGGUAUGGUGAAGAGCCAGACCUUUCCAAUCUGGUCGCCUUUGACAAACUUGUGUCAGAUAAUGAGCAAGGAUCGUGGGAAAGUGGUCUGUCUUACGAGUGUCGGUCACUGCUGUUUAAGGCUCUGCACAACCUAAUUGAACGAUGCUUGUUGUCUCAUGAUUUUGUCCGUCUGGGCAAGUGGUUUGUGCAGACAUACCAUGACAAUGAAAAGAUCAGCGAUAAAAGCGACCAUCUCUCCAUCUCCUUCCAAUUCUUUGUUCAUGGUGAGAGUACUGUCUGUGUGAGUGUCGAUGUGCGCCAACACCCGCCUGUCAGAUCCUUGACUAGGCAGCACAUUUUGGCAGCCCAGGCAUCAGCGACUGGUUCACAAGUUAUUCUAGCACCUUUUGGUAUGUCUGGUAUCCUCACGGGCCAGACGUUCAAAACAAGUGACAGCUACACGCGGAAGCUGAUCGAAGAGUGGCGCCAGUUCUACCCUAUCAACUCAAAGUACCUCAAUAGAGAGCCUGGCGACAACUUGCCGCUUCCCCUAGCCGUCGAGGUUAUUGUCAGUGGCGCCAAAAUGCGCUACCCAACAUGCUUUGUGUUAGCCACUGACAUGGACGACCCCAACCUGAAUGCUGCAGCCUCAGCACCGAUACUGCAAGGCGUCCAGCUUUCGGCCGUGGGAGGAGCCAUCAUUCGCGGCGCAGCGCCUGGUAACAUCCCCAAAUCAGUGCAGCAGUCGGCUAAAUGUCUCAAAUCAGACACGCCCUGUUGCUCCGUAGGAGCUGCUGUUGCAGAGCCUCAGUCCCAGGAAGCGCCGCUCAAACCGGCCUCCCUGCACUCGAGCCCUGUUCUUCAGCUGCUGGCCGACCCGGCCAUAGCUCUGACCAACCCUAACAAGCAACCGCUGAACUUGGCUGAGCGUGUCUGGCAGGAUGACUCGCUCAACCACAGUCAGCAGUCGCCCUUCUCGAGCCAGCAACAGCCCUCUGACUCGGACAGCUUGAUGGGAGGUGAGGAACCGGCUGGACAUUGGGAAUUUCAAGAUCCAUCCAAGAAAGUUUCUUGUUCCUGUUCAAAGUGUAAAAAAGUAAAUCAAUCAAACCUCCAUAAAAGUGGUGGAUUGAGCACUAGUAACUCAGGCUUGAAACUGAAGGGUGAGAAAAGCGAAAAAAACCGGGGGUGGAGAAGUGGGUGCUCAAGCAUCACUCCAUACCACCAUCGAAACCCGAAUUUUGGGGAAAAUGACUGGCUGGCGGAGCUCGAACCAACGCCCGCUACCAGAGUAUCUGAACCUACCACACCAGCUGGUGGACCUCCUUCUUACAGGGUAAACCAAGCAAUGACUCCUGGCAUGCAGCAAAGUGGUGGUGACUUGCCUGUUCCAUCAGUUGGGUCACCACCAUCAGCUGCCCCGUCACCUCUUCACAAUCCUCAUUCUCAGCCAGCAUCUGUGACAGCUACGGAUCCCACCAUGCCAACAUUGAGCCCGCACCCACCUUCAUCCAACCAGCCUAGUGGCGCUCAGCCAACAACCCCUCUGGAAUCUCAAGACAAAGUUACCCCAGCUGCGACACCUUCAGAUAUUAAUGGGCCCAAAUCUGUGUCGUCCAUAUCAAACCAAGUAUUCUCUCCGUAUCCCACCAACUCUAGCGUGGAGCCAUCGAAACCCGCCGAUAGUAUGGGACCAGCUAGUGCAAGCUCCGGCCAUGUGCCCUCAAUGCCCACGGCAUCAUCCACUCUCAGCUCCUUCCUCAAGAGACCAAUCCUGGCUUCUAAAGAUUACGAAUCCAUCAUGCAGGACGAGGAUCAACCGUCUGACUUGUUGUAUGAUUAUUCCACCAUGAAUGCUUGGUUGAAUCACCCUGUCAAGAGGUACAAGGCUGCUGAGAAGAUGCAAGAGAAGACAGCACGUCCAUUCCCUGAAAACUUAACACCUACAACUCAAGUAGGACCUGCAAAUUUGGAAGUAGGCGUGUUACCAGUUGCUGUCAAACAAGAGCCAAUUACUGGGGAUGAUGAUAAAAAAGGAGGAGUGGCGCCGUUCAAUGACGACCCUGAUAAUACCAAAACCCCAAGUGAUUUAUUCACUAGUCGCGGUUUAGAGCCAUCCUAUAAAGAUCUAGAUCAAAUUUUUGACAACUCUGACGACACCUCAAGCGAUGAGACGCCUCAAGUGCCAACGCCUCCCGGCUCAAACAAGGCGCCAGGAGAUGAGCAAACCAUCACCCUAGUAAAGCCACCACGAGGCAGCGGCGGAGGUACUGGAAUUCUGAAGGUUGAGGAGCUGACAAAAAUGUACCCAACCCCACCGAGUCUUGAACACAACCCAAUUGCCUCACCUUGUGGUCAGCCUGAUGUGUCAAUGCUUGAUGCUUCUGAAUCUGCACAUGUUCCAAGAAUCAAGCAAGAGAUUUAUGCAAAUUUAGGAAGUCCCACCGAGGAGAAUAUUGAUGACUGGUCAUAUGUUUACAAGCCAGUGGCUAUGUACAAAAUGGUUGGAUCUUCUAAAUAUGCACCGCUUACCAAUCUGCCGAGUCAGCAAUUGUCUGCAUUGAUACCUACCCCCAAGUACAAACCUGCUUGGCAAUACCCGCUUCAGAUGCAAGAGAAGUCAAAUCAACCUCAAAAUCACAUGCCUCCUGGACCAAUGAUACCUGGACCGAUUGCUGCUCCUCACAGACCACCUUCACGGCCCAUCUCUGGCAUCUCGCCCAUCUCUCCAGCUGCAGCCAUGAGGUCUCCAAUGGGUCCGUACGGCCGGAUGGAAGCAAGUCCCAUUGGAAUGGCGCCAGGAGUGAUGCAUCCUCACCAUCGUCCAGCUCUGCCUCCCCCUUACGAACUGGCCAGUCCAGCGUCGAACGCUCCGUACAUGAACAAGAGCGUGAGCUCAGUAGAGCCUGGUCCUCUCUCGGCUGCUGUGAUCGCAGCUAGAGCUCCAGAGGCUAAUUCUCUUGUGGUCAACAUUUUGCUGACAGACUCAAGCUUGCACGUAUUCAGGGAUCACAACUUUGAUAGUUGCACAAUGUGCGUCUGCAAUGCUGGUCCUAAAGUUGUUGGCAACAUUCGUGGCGCCGACUUAUGUCUACCUGAGGCUGGAGGCGGCAUUUCAUCUGACGAAGACCAGAUCCGCUGCAAUUGUGGCUUCAGUGCUGUGGUUAAUCGUAAACUGUCUCAUAGAGCCGGCCUCUUCUAUGAGGAUGAGAUAGAGAUAACUGGUCCCUUGUUUGUGGAUGAAUGCAUUGAUCGCAAACGGCCCAGCCUUUCAGCAGUCAGCUCUGCUGGAAAGUGCAGAGGCAACGAGCUCGAAGCUCCAUCUGCUUCUAUGAAUGCUGCUGCCAAGCAGAUUCCCCCUCCUACCGAACCAAGCAAUUCCAUUUUGGAGAUUGUACCUCAGUCAGUUCUUGAGCUGAUAAGAGAUCAGUGUGUCUUCGUUAAAAGCUCAGUUAAUACCUUGGUCAGAACUGCGUUUAGGCAUUGCAAAACUAGUGAUAGCUUGUUGUGGACGUUAAACAAACUUGAGUUUAGUGACGGUAAUGAUGUGACUUUGAUGGCCCUCGAUCAAGGCAGGCAGUCUGCAGAUGCCUUGCACUUGUGCAAACUUAACAGUGAUGACAUGAGAAUUCGAGGAAACUCGCCUCUUCACAGGUGGCAGUUCCUCAGAGCUGGCGGUCCAAAUUGUAAUCAAGACAUCAUCAGGGUCAUGCGUAAUUUGCAACCUUUGCUGCAAGAGGCUGUUCAACAGAAAUGCACAACUCGACUUUGGGACGCGCCUUACACUGUGUCUGGGCCACUCACAUGGAGAAAAUUCCACAGAUUAGCUGGACGAGGCACAGAGGAUAGGUGUGAACCGCAGCCGAUACCUUCGGUAUUAGUUGGCCGUGAUAGUGAUUGGGUCUCAUUGUCCCCUUACGCUAUUCAAUACUGGGAAAAUCUGCUACUGGAACCAUACUCGUACACCAGAGAUGUUGCCUACAUUGUGGUGGCCCCAGACAACGAGCACGUUUUAGGCCAUGUGCGAUCUUUCUUCAAGGAGCUCAGUGCAAUCUAUGAGUUGUGUCGUCUUGGAAGACAUUGUCCAAUCACCAAAGUUCUUCGUGAUGGCAUAUUAAGGGUGGGGAAAUCGUCAGAUUCUAAAAUUGCCAAGGAGCCCGUUGACGAAUGGUUCUCGACCCUUUCAGAGAGCCAAACAAGCUGCCUGCUCAAACUAUAUGCUCAAGUUUGCCGAUAUCAUCUUACUCCACAUUUGAAUUCCAUCCCCAUGGACAAAACUCUAUUUAACGAUGCCUCCCAGCCCAAAACCAGCGUAGAAAUGCCCACUCCCUCACCUAUGCCUCCUCCGUCAACACCUGAAGGCGCAAGUCAAGGCUCUAGCUCUGACCGGCAGCCUUCAACGCCAAAGACUGAUCAUGGAGAUGGAGAUGGCCACCAUCGGGAUAGCAUUGGUGGGUUGCAGGACAUUCACCCUGAUGAUGAGGAAAGAGAGCCUCCAGCCAUCGUCAUUUAUUUUGUAGAUCCCUUCAGUUUCGGCUCGGAAGAGGAAGACAAAGAUCGCUUGGCUUGCUUAGGCUUGCUACGGUGCUACGUGGAAAUACUCAACUCUGUACCAGAACAUAUUCGUGCCAACCUGAAUGUCCAGAUUGUGUCUCUAGAAUCGAUCCUGGAGUUGACCAAAGGGAAAAAAGAAAAGCACAUUGACACUGUCAGAGCCCAGGCAUUGUCAGUAUACCUUCAGUGCCGCAGGCUUAUGAGCCACAUCUCAAAUGUCAAGUCUCUCACCGGAUUUGGUCCAGCAGCAAAUUCGGAUCUCUUCUUAAAGAGCAAAGAUGAAAAGAACAGAGCUCCUUACAGACUUUUCACACCUCCAUACGUAUUAGGCCAAACCAAGGAUAAAUCCGAGUCAAAUAGUGAUAGACAGCAGGAGAAAACUUCCGUGAUGUACUGCAACUACUGCUUAUCUGAAGACCAAAGGUUCCUAAUGGCCGCUUGCACCGACGACAAAGGAGCAAUUUUUGAGACUGUCUGCAUCAACAUAGAAAUUCCACAUAGGACUAGGAGAAAAAAGGCUUCUGCAAGAAGGGUAGGACUUCAAAAGCUGAUGGACUUUAUUCUAGGAAUCAUGUCCAGAACUGUCCAACCCUGGAGGCUGGUAGUAGGACGUGUGGGGAGGAUAGGCCACGGAGAAUUGAAAGGCUGGAGUUGGCUGCUAAGCAGAAAGUCUUUAGUGAAGGCUUCAAAACACCUGAAAGAGAUUUGCAACCAGUGCUCAUUGCAGUCACAAACUGACAUCCCAUGCAUUCUCAGUGCCUGCUUGGUGUCGAUGGAGCCAGACUCGUCUCUUCGCCUCAUGCCUGAUCAGUUCACCCCUGACGAGCGAUUUAGCCAGGCUUCUGUCAAGUGCAGCCUUUCCACGCCGCAAGACGUCAGUGCUACUCACAUCCUUGUUUUCCCCACAUCAGCCACUACCCAGUCAUCGCAAUCUGCAUUCCAAGAACAACACAUCAACGAUCCAGAACUGGGCGACGAAGAGCUGUUCAGCGCUCUGAACGAUGACAAUGUCAUGGAUGGAAUUGAUGGAGACUUUGGCGACAUCUUCAGCGCUUGGCCUGAGCCAGGUCAAGGUGCACAAAGUCCAACUGGUAGUCCAAAAAGGGACUCAAUGUCCCAGCCAGGCAGCCCAGGAGUGAUGGGAGGCCCCGGACAGCAGAGCCCAUACCCCUGCAACACCAACAGCAUGAGCUCUGGAGGCCUUGCCAUGGAAGUGCAAGAAGAGGUUGGGACGUUGCUUCAGCAGCCACUUGCCCUUGGCUACUUUGUCUCAACAGCGAAAACAGGCAAAAUGCCCCGAUGGUUCUGGGCCUCAUGUCCUCACCUGGAGGACGCAAAUCCAACCUUCCUCAAGAACGCCCUCCACUUGCACAGUACCUCAAUCCAGAAUUCUGACGACCUGCUGCAACAGCAGGCACCAGUUUCCGAGCAUCCCUUGGACUCGAUCUACACUACUGAUGUGUUGAGAUAUGUAAUGGAAGGCUACAAUGCUCUCUCGUGGCUUGCACUAGACCACACCGCCAAGGACCGACUUUCAUGCCUGCCUGUUCAUGUGCAAGUGCUGAUGCAGUUGUACCACAUGUUUUCUGCUCUCGUCUGAAAAUCGGGCGCGAGUGUUGUUUAACAACUCUUCGUAUUAAGAACUUGUUACAUAAUUAUUAUUAUUAAACUAUAUUAUAGAGACUAAAAAGAAAAGAUGCAGAAGCUAUUUCUCAAAUAGGAAUCGAAUAUGAGAAGAGCUGCAGCAACCACUUUGCAAAAAGAGGUCAACAGUCAAUACACAAACACAUUCUCUCACACCUUUUAAACUUGAGAUGUUGGGUGGUGCGCGCCUUUUCACUUAAUUAUGAUUUUACUAUCAGGCGUCUAGCUUGUGUCACACAAAUUGAAAUGUAUGAAUGUGCUGCACACUUUUUAAUGGGCUAGUAAGCAAUUUUUACUAAAAAAAAGUAUAUCGGAUAAGAUCAAUUUUGUAGAAAUCAAGGAAAAAAGAUCCUCUGAAAAGAAGUAGCUCGGACCAAUUGAGUAUUCCUAAAG